Cylicocyclus nassatus is the source of this 409-nucleotide messenger RNA. The record is from the annotation of a GenBank genome assembly. Lineage: Eukaryota; Metazoa; Nematoda; Chromadorea; Rhabditida; Strongylidae.
CAAGCUUUCGAGGCGUUCAGAUGCUUUCAAAGUUAAUUCCGCUUAUAUUUCUGCCGUCCGUUUUUGUUUGUGCCGCAGUUGAUUUGGAGUCUUGGGCAGAAGCAGCAGAGAAUAUCAGAAUCGAUGACAUUGCUCCUGAAAUAGCAAAGUCGAAAAACUAUCCAUUUAAUUUGGAGAUAAAACCAGUCAAUAAAAAGCAUGUGCAGAAAGAAUUGCGAAAGCGUAUACAGAAAAGCAUGCGAAAAACAAUGGAGAAGCUAGCUGAAGGUGGUAUUGACCACAUUACUGUUGAAGGCGCAAAAAUGAUUCGACAGAGGCCAGAUUUGAUGCGGGUCCAGCAGCAUUAAUGAAUAUAUCUUAUUCUCUUAUAAGUUGCCGGUGCACAGUAUAUAACCAAUUUUUCAUGCGC